Aspergillus saccharolyticus JOP 1030-1 is the source of this 161-nucleotide messenger RNA. RefSeq lists its product as uncharacterized. The transcript has 2 exons. NCBI's taxonomy places the organism in Eukaryota, Fungi, Ascomycota, Eurotiomycetes, Eurotiales, Aspergillaceae. The record is from RefSeq and is a predicted model, not a curated record. The annotation marks the transcript as partial.
AUGAGUUUGCAGAACUGGGUGCAUCAAACCAAUCUCGCGGUGGCUCGCAGCCCCGUGGGGAGAUGGUUCCGAUUGGAAAACUCGGGCCAUCCCAAGGAACGCAAGGGUAGUUUCUUCUUCACCGAGCUGCGCGCCGGUCUCGCCACCUUCUUCGCCAUGGC